AAGGAGACUGCAGACAUGCUCAGGUUUCUUCUGUUGACUUCUCUCGCAGCCCUGGUGCUGGCUGAGCUGGAGCCCCAGCCCAGGUACCUGGAGGACACUGUUGAGGAGAGAGUGGUGGGAGGUGAGGUGGCCAGACCCAACUCCUGGCCCUGGCAGAUCUCUCUUCAGUACAAAUCUGGCAGCAGUUUCUACCACACCUGUGGAGGAACCCUGAUCAGACGUGGAUGGGUCAUGACCGCUGCUCACUGUGUGGACCGCUCCAGGACUUGGCGUGUUGUUCUCGGAGACCACAACAUCAACUCCCACGAGGGCAGGGAGCAGUACAUGAGCGUGAGCCGUGUCUACCUCCACCCCAACUGGAACUCCAACAACGUCGCCGGAGGGUGGGACAUUGCUCUCCUGCGUCUGUCCUCUGAUGCUACUCUCAACAACUACGUCCAGCUGGGUGCCCUCCCUCCCUCCGGCCAGGUCCUGCCCCACAACAACCCCUGUUACAUCAGUGGAUGGGGACGCACCCAGACUGGUGGUCAGCUUUCUGCUCAGCUCAAACAGGCCUACCUUCCCGUCGUGGACCACAAGACCUGCUCUAGCUACGGAUGGUGGGGCAGCACUGUCAAGAACUCCAUGGUCUGCGCUGGUGGCGGCAGUGAGUCUGGAUGCCAGGGUGACUCUGGUGGCCCCCUGAACUGCAGCGUCGGUGGCAAGUGGGUUGUCCACGGUGUGACCAGCUUCGUGUCUUCUUCUGGCUGCAACGCCUACAGGAAGCCCACCGUCUUCACCCGUGUCUCUGCCUACAUCAGCUGGAUGAACAGCAUCAUGGGUUGAGGAGAAGGACGAUCACCAUGGAGACAAGACAC
Molecule: messenger RNA, 857 nt
Organism: Sphaeramia orbicularis (orbiculate cardinalfish)
Lineage: Eukaryota; Metazoa; Chordata; Actinopteri; Kurtiformes; Apogonidae
Product: elastase-1-like
Exons: 8
Coding region: 16-825 (269 amino acids)
Biological process (GO): proteolysis
Molecular function (GO): serine-type endopeptidase activity
Source: RefSeq, a predicted model, not a curated record